AUGGCUACUUUUCGAAAUGCGGCCCAUCAGAAGAGUCUGUCCGUGGAGGAGCGGGCGGAAAUGCGCGAGAAGUUCGAGGAGAUCGACACUAACAAAGAUGGUUUCAUCGAGCUGAAAGAGCUGAAGGAUGCGCUUGAUCAGGUCGGCUUCAAACUGCCCGGCUACCAGGUCCGCCUGAUGAUCGACGAGUACACGAACAAGCAACGGUCGCAACACGCCGGCAAGCUGUCGUACGACGAGUUCGAGUCGCUGUGCAUGGACCUGAAGGCGAAGGAUGUGGCGAGCACGUUCAAAAAAGUCGUCUCGAAGAAGGAAAACCUCGAGACGCUCGGCGGCAUGUCAGACUCGUCGGCCGCCGGUACCACACAUUCGGUGCGCGUAGAGGAGCAGCUCGCGUUCAGCGACUGGAUCAACUCGAACCUUAUGCCGGACCCGGACCUAAAGCACCUGCUGCCGCUCGAUUCCGAAGGCAAGCAGCUGUACGACAAGAUGAAGGAUGGUAUUUUGCUGUGCAAGAUCGUUAACCACUCCUGCCCGGACACGAUCGAUGAGCGUGCGAUCAACAAGAAGAACCUGACCGUGUACACCAAGUUCGAGAACCUAACGCUGGCGCUAGUGUCCUCGCAAGCGAUUGGAUGCAACAUUGUCAACAUCGAUGCGCACGAUCUCGCGAAAGGCAAACCGCAUCUGGUGCUCGGUUUGCUCUGGCAGAUUAUCCGCAUCGGACUGUUCAGUCACAUCACGCUGGACAGCUGUCCGGGGCUCGCAACACUGCUGUCGGACGGUGAGCGGCUCGAGGAUCUGAUGAAGCUGUCCCCGGAAGCGAUCCUGCUACGCUGGGUCAACCACCACCUGGAACGGGCCGGCAUUGCAAGGCGCUGCACAAACUUCCAGAGUGACAUCUCCGACUCGGAGGUGUACUCGUACUUGCUGAAUCAAAUCGCACCCAAGGAUGCGGGAGUUAACCUGGAAGCGCUCCGGGAACAAAACGCCUUAAACCGUGCCGAAGUGAUGCUGCAACAGGCGGCCAAGCUGAACUGCCGAUCAUUUGUCACCCCGCAGGACGUCGUGAAUGGUGUGUACAAGCUCAACUUGGCCUUUGUGGCCAACCUGUUCAACAAUCAUCCGGGUCUGGAUCAGCCGGAGGAGAUAGAAGGACUAGAAUCGAUCGAAGAAACGCGCGAAGAGAAAACUUACCGCAACUGGAUGAACUCGAUGGGUGUGAAACCGCACGUCAACUGGCUGUAUUCGGAUCUGGCCGAUGGAUUAGUCAUCUUCCAGCUGUUCGACAUCAUUCAACCCGGCAGCGUGCAGUGGAAACGUGUGCACCAGAAAUUCACCCCAUUGCGCAAAUUCAUGGAAAAGCUUGAGAACUGCAACUAUGCGGUUGAGCUGGGAAAGCAGCAAAAGUUUUCGCUCGUCGGUAUUGCCGGACAGGAUCUUAGCGAUGGCAAUGCAACGCUCACGCUUGCACUCAUCUGGCAGUUGAUGCGUGCGUACACGCUCUCGAUUCUGUCCCGCCUGGCCAACACCGGCAAUCCCAUCAUUGAGAAGGAAAUCGUCCAGUGGGUUAACUCGAAGCUGCAGAGCGGAGGCAAACGGACGAGCUUAAAAAGCUUCCAGGAUCCGGCGAUCGCCGAUGGUAAGAUCAUCAUCGAUCUGAUCGACACCAUCAAGCCGGGCAGCAUCAAUUACGAUAACGUGCGCGAAGGUGGCAAUCCGGAGGAGAAUCUUGAGAAUGCCAAGUAUGCCGUCUCGAUGGCGCGCAAGAUCGGUGCGCGCGUGUAUGCCCUCCCGGAAGACAUUACGGAGGUGAAAGCAAAGAUGAUUAUGACCGUGUUCGCCUGUCUGAUGGCGAUGGAUUACGUGCCAAACAUGGACAGUGCGAAAACUGCGCCACCGGUCGCUUCGGUCGUGCAGGCUCCGGCCCCACCACGACAGGAACCCGCACAAGCAUUUGAGAAUGAAACGACGGUUAUUACCAACGGUACGAACGGAAAUGGUGCAUUAGGAGAUGAUGAGGACCAUCACCAGCAUGAGCCGCAAGAAGCGGAACCCGCCGCCGAAGUUUCACCACCGUCUGCUGCUAGUGAAACGAUAUCGUCUCCAUCACCGCAGUCGAACGCUGUUGUCGUUGAUGAAUUUGCCGAAUGA
This is a messenger RNA of Anopheles marshallii, 2154 nucleotides long. RefSeq names its product plastin-1 (gene Fim). Gene Ontology annotation, cellular component: actin filament bundle; cytoplasm; actin filament. The record is from RefSeq and is a predicted model, not a curated record. The transcript has 5 exons. Bases 1 to 2154 code for a protein of 717 amino acids. Gene Ontology annotation, biological process: actin filament bundle assembly; actin filament network formation. Lineage: Eukaryota; Metazoa; Arthropoda; Insecta; Diptera; Culicidae. Gene Ontology annotation, molecular function: actin filament binding; calcium ion binding.